Molecule: messenger RNA, 3250 nt
Organism: Solea senegalensis (Senegalese sole)
Lineage: Eukaryota; Metazoa; Chordata; Actinopteri; Pleuronectiformes; Soleidae
Gene: orc1
Product: origin recognition complex, subunit 1
Exons: 18
Coding region: 156-3014 (952 amino acids)
Biological process (GO): mitotic DNA replication checkpoint signaling; DNA replication initiation
Cellular component (GO): nuclear origin of replication recognition complex
Molecular function (GO): chromatin binding; DNA replication origin binding; ATP binding
Source: RefSeq, a predicted model, not a curated record
AUGUAGUCUGAGUCGCAGUGUUUGGGAAGCCACUCCGUGUUCGAGGCCGGCUUUGAUGUGCUUUUAGUUUAAGACGGCGCACAUCUGCAUUUGUCCCGGACCAAAGCGUGUCUGUUUUAAUUCUCUGUGUGUCCGCGCAAAGAGGAGGGAAGAGCAUGAAGUAUUUCACCAGGCUGAGAGUCAGGAGAGUCUACAAGUGGCGAGGAGAUCCACUAGCUUUCAACAGGAAGUUAAAAACCUACGACUAUGGCUCUUUGGCCAUCAGUGUGGAAGGUCUCCCGAGGACAACUGUCAUUGUCGUUGGGCAACACAUUCUCAUAGAGGGCGAGGAUGAAGACGACCCGUAUGUGGCCAAAGUCACCAGGCUGUUUGGUGACGACAGCGGGAAGCAGAAGAAAGCGGUGGUUCAGUGGUUUGCCCGUGUGUCUGAAGUGCCUGCGAGCAAACUGAAGCUGCUGGGCAGAGAGCCUCAUCCACAGGAGAUCUUCUACUAUCAGGGUCGCGUCUGUGAGGACGAGGUCAACGCAGAGUCCAUCCUUAGACCUGUGAAGGUGAAGCACCUGGACGGAGCAGCUCCAUUCCCCGACUCUGACGAUAAGGACACUCUGUUUGUGAAGAUGUCCUGGGACUCUAAAAUCUUCAGGGUGGUGCCCUCUGCCGUGGUGGAUCCCGCAUCUGAACCUGCACCAGCGUUCUCGCCCCCUCCCCGCUCUAAACCCUCCCUGCCUCCCUCACCCCCCUGCUCCCCACCCGCAGCAACCCCAACAUCUCGACGCGUGUCUCGACGUACGCUGUCCACGCCGGAGCCCGCAGAGGUGAGAUGCAGCUGGGGCUCCAUGAGCACGGGGAAGGUCAGAUCUUUGGAGGCGGAGUCCCAUCACUCGGCCACAAAACUAUCAGCCUCGAAAUGUCUGAGUGCAACGAGGAGGAAAGCCUCAGCCAGGACGCCUGGAGUCCGCAAGAAACUGCAGCUCUGCAGUCCGGAGAAGACGAGCCCAGAGGACGCCAUGGACCAGCUUCUGGACCAGGAGCUGGAGUCGGAGAUGAUGUUGGUUCAGAGGCUGUCGUCCUCUCCUCCACAGGCCCUGCACCUCACCCCCCACAGGAAGGGCCACACAGCCCCCGCCAGUCCCCUCUCUCACCGCCUCACCCCCCUCAGGAAGGCACAAGGAGGCCGCGAUGCUGAGGACGCCAUCCCCAUAAAGCCCUCCUCUGUCGUCCUCCAGCAGCUGUCUGAGACUGACAGUCCACCUCCUGCUUCCAGAGGGGACUCCACCAGUCCUCAGCAGGGUUUUGUGAUGGAGGCAGAGUUACUGACUAGUUCCAUUAAGACACCGAGAAGAAGAAAUGCCACUCCCAGGAGAAACUGUGGCACCGGAGGGCAGAAAGCUACAACUCCAUCUCGAAGGAAAGAAGCAAAAGCAGCGAGGGAAAGUGCUCUGGCUGUGCUGGUCGAGGUGGAUAAUGAAAACUCUCCCAUGCUGCCAGCGGCCACAACGCCGAGGAGCUCCAAGAGGAAGUCUGCUCUGUUGGUGUCGUCUCGCAUCAGGAAACAGCUGCAUCUGCUGAACAAUGACCAAGUCCUGAAUUCAGACGGAGAGGAUGAGGAUGAAGAUGUGUUUGUUCCAUCCAAGGCACUACAGAGCAGCAGUGAGGAGGAUGAGGAGGAGGAGGAGGAAGAGCUAGACAGUGACCAGGAAGUAGGUGCAAAGAAGAGCAGAGUGGGAUCUCGCACCCCUCGUUCAAAGGGGAAACGUGGCACCUCUGCCAGGACGCCGCGUAAAACCCCCAACAAGAAGAUCACGCCCAGCACACCUCAAACCCCCCGGUAUGCUACUCCCAUCAUCCCGAGCAGGUCACUUCCGGCCCGUUGCCCCGCUAAUGUCCUAGAGGAGGCCAGAGCCAGGCUCCACGUGUCCUCAGUGCCAGAGUCACUUCCCUGCAGGGAGCAGGAGUUUCAGGACAUCUACAGCUUUGUGGAGAGCAAGAUCGUCGACGGAACUGGAGGGUGUAUGUAUAUCUCCGGCGUGCCGGGCACAGGGAAAACCGCCACAGUUCACGAGGUGAUGCGCUGUCUGCAGCAUGCGGCCGAAGUCGACGAGAUCCCUCCUUUCCACUUCAUUGAGAUCAAUGGGAUGAAGAUGACGGAUCCUCAUCAAGCCUACGUCCAGAUCCUGCAGAAACUGACCAGUCAGAAGGCCACGGCUGACCAUGCAGCGGCUCUGCUGGAGAAGAGAUUCAGUAACCCUGCACCCAGGAAGGAGAGCACGGUGCUGCUGGUGGACGAACUGGAUUUGCUAUGGACACGGAAACAGAACGUGAUGUACAACCUGUUUGAUUGGCCCACGCGGCGUCACGCCCGCCUGGUCGUGCUCACCAUCGCCAACACCAUGGACCUGCCGGAGAGGAUCAUGAUCAACAGGGUGGCGAGCAGACUGGGCUUGACACGGAUGUCCUUCCAGCCGUACAGCUUCAAACAGCUGCAGCAGAUCAUCACGUCCAGGCUGAACAAAGUGAAGGCGUUCGAGGAGGACGCCCUGCAGCUCGUUUCCAGGAAGGUGGCCGCUCUGUCGGGCGACGCUCGCCGGUGUCUCGACAUCUGCCGUCGGGCAACAGAGAUCUGCGAGCACUCUGCCCCCCCCACGCCUUCUGCCUCAGGACUGGUAGGAAUGAGUCAUGUGAUGGAGGCGCUGAACGAGAUGUUUUCCUCCGCGUACAUCACUGCCAUCAAGUGCGCGUCAGUGCAGGAGCAGCUCUUCCUCAGGGCCGUCAUUGCAGAGUUUCGCCGACUGGGACUGGAAGAGGCCACUUUCCAACAGGUGUUCGUGCAGCACCAGGCUCUGUGCCGGGUGGAGGGCCUGCAGCCCAUCAGCGUGUCCGAGGGUCUCGCCGUGUGUCAGCGCCUGGGAGCCUGCAGGCUCCUGCUGCUGGAGCCCAGUCGCCUCGGAGUCCUGCAGCGCGUCCGCCUCAACGUCAGCCAGGACGACGUCCUCUACGCCCUGAAGGCUGACUGAAGCAGGAGCGCUUUUAAACCGUGAAUCACGCGUAGACUGUUGUUUCUUGUCCAAGGCCGCCUUCCUUGUUUUUGGUCCUUUUCCAAUAAUGGGAGAGUUUGUGUUGUCCCCAGUUUAAUUCCUAUUUAAAAUGUGAGUUGUUGCUCUUUUCUGGUGAGUUUUAAUUUUGUAUAGUUCAUUGUUUUGUUUUAUGUUUGAGUACUUGAAUAUGCAAUAAAAGCCCAUCUUUAAUAUCA